AUGGAAGGCGGCGACCAAGACGUUGUCAUGGGCGGGGACGAUAGGCCGUCAAAUCACACAACCACUCCCAAUGGUGUGACUACGCCUGCUGGAGGAGAGCCCAAAAACGAUAACUCGACGUCUCCCGACGACGAAGAUGAGGACGACUUCGACGACUUGGACGAAGACGCAGACCAGCAGGUUAUGAACCAGCUGCGCAGACGAGGUCUUUUGCCGACAGCAUGUUGUUAUGAUGACCGCAUGAAGCUUCAUGUCAAUGCCGACUUCGGCACCACACCUCAUCACCCGGAGGAUCCUCGUCGGAUAGAGGAGAUCUACAAAGCCUUCAAAAGGGCCGGUCUGGUCUACACCGGCCCAGAGAGUAAGAUCGCCGACGUUAUGAGAGAUACCCCAACCAAGUACAUGUGGAGAAUCGGCACUCGUGAGGCAACGAAAGAAGAGAUCCUUACCACACACACUCCGCUGCACUACCACUGGGUUGAGAGCCUGUCAAAGAUGAACUACACGGAGUUGCGCGACACGAGUCGGCAUUACGACCAAGGCCGUGCAUCGCUCUACGUUGGCAGUCUUACUUUCACUGCCGCCCUCCUAUCCUGCGGUGGUGCCAUCGACACCUGCAAGCAUGUCGUGGAAGGCAACGUUAAAAAUGCCUUUGCUAUCAUCAGACCGCCUGGCCACCACGCCGAGUACGAUCAGCCGCUCGGUUUCUGCUUCUUCAACAACGUGCCCGUCGCCGUCAAGAUCUGUCAGCAAGAGUACCCGGAGGACUGUCGAAAGGUUCUCAUCCUUGACUGGGAUGUCCACCACGGCAACGGCAUCCAGAACAUAUUCUACGACGACCCGAACGUUCUCUACGUCUCCCUCCACGUUUACCAGAAUGGGAUCUUUUAUCCUGGCAAGCCCGACAACCAAGAAAUACCCGAUGGCGGUCUAGAGCACUGCGGUACAGGGCCUGGUCUUGGCAAGAACAUCAAUAUUGGAUGGCACGACCAAGGCAUGGGAGACGGCGAGUAUAUGGCUGCCUUUCAAAAGAUCAUCAUGCCCAUCGCCAAAGAAUUCAACCCCGAUCUAGUCGUUAUCUCCGCCGGAUUCGACGCUGCUGCCGGAGAUGAGCUCGGCGGGUGCUUCGUGACACCGACCUGCUACGCGCACAUGACGCAUAUGCUAAUGUCUCUGGCGGACGGCAAGGUUGCUGUAUGCUUGGAAGGUGGCUACAACUUGCAGGCUAUAUCGACAUCCGCCGUGGCUGUUGCUCGAACGUUGAUGGGCGAGCCGCCACCGAAGAUGGAGAUUCCCAUGCUCAACAAGGACGCUGCCAGGGUUCUUGCCAAAGUCCAGAGCUACCAGGCACCCUACUGGGAGUGCAUGAGACCAGGCAUUGUUCCAGUGCCUGAUAUCCAAGAUCUCAACGCGACCAGACUCCACGACCACAUCAGGCUAGGCCAACGGCAGAACCUUGCACAACGUCACCAGAUGAUUCCCCUCUUCAUCCAGCGGGAUCUUUUGUUCAAAUCCUAUGAGAAUCAGGUCCUCGUAACUCCUGAUAUUCCCAGUGCGCGUCGUAUCCUUGUCAUCAUCCACGACCCACCAGCAUUGCUCGCGCAACCGGAUGUGAUUGAUAGUCAUGUUGAAUCCCACAACGCCUGGAUUGUCGAUAGUGUUGCGCAAUACAUUGACUGGGCUGUCGAAAAAGGGAUUGCAGUCAUGGACGUCAACGUGCCUAGCAAAGUAUCACGAGAUGAGGACAUGGACCCGUACAGUCCCCGAACAGCAGACAAGGACCUGCUGAACGAGCUCCAAGAGUUGGCGAACUAUCUUUGGGACAACUACCUGCAGCUCUAUGAGGACGCCGACGAUAUACUACUCAUCGGUGUGGGUCGGUCGUACAGUGGAGUCAGGGCGCUUUUGACCGGUCGAGAUUGCAAAGCGCGUGUUGCCGGAGUUGCCUGCUUCGUCGAAGGGAUGUUGAGACCAGUGAAGUCCGAUGUCGAUAACGAGCUGGCGACGUGGUACAAGGGGCACUCACAGAUUUACGUCUCGCAUGAUCACCCAUGCUGGAACAGCGAGGACACGCUGCGCAGAGUGACUAAACGACGAUUUGGCACGGUCAUCCGUAGUGAGGCCAACGGUGUUCAGAAGAUGAUGCAAACGCAUGCUGGGGAGGUCCAAAAAUGGAUGUUGGAGAUGCUAGCGAUUCGCCAGAACGGAGAUACCACCGAAGACGACAAGAUGACUUGA
Messenger RNA from Colletotrichum higginsianum IMI 349063, 2238 nucleotides. RefSeq names its product Histone deacetylase. The record is from RefSeq and is a predicted model, not a curated record. Bases 1 to 2238 code for a protein of 745 amino acids. Gene Ontology annotation, cellular component: histone deacetylase complex. The transcript has 2 exons. Gene Ontology annotation, molecular function: histone deacetylase activity. Gene Ontology annotation, biological process: chromatin organization. NCBI's taxonomy places the organism in Eukaryota, Fungi, Ascomycota, Sordariomycetes, Glomerellales, Glomerellaceae.